AGACAGCCUCAGAGGGGUGUCCAGAGCCAGGCAGCAAGGACCAGAGGAAGGUGGACAGAGACCAAAAGGACAAAGCAAAGGAGAGACACAGAGAAAAAAAGAGACCGGCCCCAAAGGGACAAAGACCCCAACAUUUGUCCACGUCGCCGCAGAGGCAGCUGGAGCCAGUGCUGCCUGUCCGUCCCCAUGGGCCACCAUAGGCCAUGGCUGCACACUUCUGUCCUCUGGGCUGGGGUGGCCAGCCUGCUCCUCCCCCCUGCCAUGACCCAGCAGCUGAGAGGGGAUGGGCUGGGCUUCAGCAACUGGAACAACACCAGAGUCGCUGGGCUCUCCGAGGAGGCAUCAGCAGAGCUUGGCCACCACCUCCACAGCCCUAGAGACCAUCCAGAUGAGAACGAGGAUGUUUCCACAGAGAAUGGGCAUCAUUUCUGGAGCCACCCAGACCGUGAAAAGGAGGAUGAAGAUGUCUCCAAGGAAUAUGGGCACCUACUCCCAGGCCACAGGUCCCAAGACCACAAAGUCGGAGAUGAGGAUGUCUCAGGUGAGGAGGACUUUGCAGAGCAUGGCGGGCAGGCCCGUGGGCACAGAGGCCAUGGGAGUGAAGACACGGAAGACUCAGCUGAGCACAGGCACCACCUCCCCAGCCACAGGAGCCACAGCCAUCAAGACGAGGAUGAGGAUGAAGUUGUGUCCAGUGAGCAUCACCAUCAUAUCCUCAGGCAUGGACACCGAGGCCAUGAUGGGGAAGAUGAUGAAGGAGAAGAGGAGGAGGAGGAGGAGGAAGAGGAGGUCUCCACUGAGUAUGGACACCAGGCCCACAGGCACCAAGGCCAUGGGAGUGAAGAGGAUGAAGAUGUCUCAGAUGGACACCAUCAUCGUGACCCCAGCCACAGGCACCAAGGCCACGAAGAAGAUGACGAUGAUGAUGAUGAUGAUGAUGAUGAUGAUGAUGAUGAUGAUGUCUCCACUGAGUAUGGACACCAGGCCCACAGGCACCAAGGCCAUGGGAGUGAAGAGGAUGAAGAUGUCUCAGAUGGACACCAUCAUCGUGACCCCAGCCACAGGCACCAAAGCCAUGAAGAUGACAAUGAUGAUGAUGAUGUCUCCACUGAGUAUGGACACCAGGCCCACAGGCACCAAGACCACAUAAAGGAAGAGGAUGAGGCUGUCUCAGGUGAACACCGCCAUUAUGUCCCUGACCACAGGCACCAAGGCCACAGAGACGAGGAAGAAGAUGAGGAUGUGUCCACUGAACACUGGCACCAGGGUCCCCAACAUGUCCACCAUGGCCUUGCAGAAGAGGAAGAGGAAGAAGAGGAGAUCACAGUCCAGUUCAGCCACCAUGUUGCAAGCCACCAAACUCGAGGCCACAAGAGUGAUGAAGAGGACUUCCAAGAUGAGUAUAAAACAGAAGUCCCUCACCAUCACCACCACAGAGUCCCCAUGGAGGAAGAUGAGGAGGUCUCUGCUGAGCUUGGCCACCAGGCCCCCAGCCGCAGGCAAAGCCACCAAGAUGAAGAAACUGGCCAUGGUCAAAGAGGGUCCAUCAAAGAGAUGAGCCAUCACCCCCCAGGACACACAGCGGUCAAGGAUAGAAGCCAUUUGAGGGAGGAUGAUUCUGAGGAGGAAAAGGAGAAGGAAGAGGACCCCGGCUCCCACGAGGAAGAUGAUGAAAGUUCAGAGCAGGGAGAGAAAGGCACCCAUCAUGGCAGCUGGGACGAGGAAGAUGAGGAGGAUGAGGAGGAAGGUCAUGGCCUCAGCCUGAACCAGGAGGAGGAAGAAGAGGAAAACAAGGAGGAGGAAGAGGAAGAAGAGGAGGAGAGGAGGGAAGAGAGGGCUGAGGUUGGGGCCCCACUGAGCCGAGACCACAGCGAGGAGGAAGAGGAGGAGGAGGAGGGGCUGGAGGAAGAUGAGCCCCACUUCACCAUCAUCCCCAACCCACUGGAUGGGAGAGAGGAGGCUGGAGGUGCCUCCAGUGAGGAGGAAAGCGGUGAGGACACAGGUCCACAGGACGCUCAGGAGUAUGGGAACUACCAGCCAGGGUCCCUGUGUGGCUACUGCUCCUUCUGCAAUCGAUGCACUGAAUGUGAGAGCUGUCACUGUGAUGAGGAGAACAUGGGUGAGCACUGCGACCAGUGCCAGCACUGUCAGUUCUGCUAUCUCUGCCCGCUGGUCUGCGAAACGGUCUGCACUCCAGGAAGCUACGUUGACUAUUUCUCCUCGUCCCUUUAUCAGGCCCUGGCGGACAUGCUGGAAACGCCGGAACCCUGACCCAGCCGCUCGACUGCGACGCAGGUGUACCUCCCCCUGCCUUCCAAUCCCUUUCCACAAGCCAUAUUUAUUUCUCUGAAUAAACGUGCUCCCCGAAA
Molecule: messenger RNA, 2369 nt
Organism: Nomascus leucogenys (northern white-cheeked gibbon)
Lineage: Eukaryota; Metazoa; Chordata; Mammalia; Primates; Hylobatidae
Source: RefSeq, a predicted model, not a curated record